Molecule: messenger RNA, 1299 nt
Organism: Diaporthe citri
Lineage: Eukaryota; Fungi; Ascomycota; Sordariomycetes; Diaporthales; Diaporthaceae
Exons: 7
Coding region: 1-1299 (432 amino acids)
Cellular component (GO): cytoplasm
Molecular function (GO): identical protein binding; L-ornithine transaminase activity; pyridoxal phosphate binding
Source: RefSeq, a predicted model, not a curated record
AUGGACACAGCUCGGGUAACGCAGAGCUCUGUGUCCCAGAAGAACCAGGAGGUCGUAGACCUCUACGACAAUUAUGUAGCCGGGGGCUUUGCCCCAUACCCGAUAGCCCUCGUCAGGGCCCAAGGGUCCAAAGCAUGGGACGUCGACGGGAAGGAGUACAUUGACUUUCUCUCCAUGUACUCAGUUACGAAUUUCGGCCAUAGCCAUCCCAAGAUCGUCGCCGCCGCUACAGAGGCCGCGUUCGGAUGCGCGGUGGUGAACAUGCCUUUCCACAACCCAUACUAUGGACAGCUGGCAAAGCGACUCCAUGAUCUGUUCGGUUACGACAAGUUCGUGGCUCUGACAAGCGGCGCAGAGGCCGCAGAUGCUGCUGUCAAGAUUGCUAGGAAGUGGGGAUAUUUGCGAAAGCGGAUUCCCGAGGGUGAGGCCUGGGUGCUGACGGCUGGCCGUUGUUACCACGGCGUGACCCUGAGCACGGUGGCGAUGAGGAGUGAGCAUCAGAAAAGUCCUCUCUUUGGGCCAUUGAUGCCAAAAGUCGGUCCGAUAUCGCCAGCUGGAAGAGAAAUACGCUUUGGUAACAUUGACGACGUCCGAGACGCCUUCGAGGUGGAUGGUGAGAGGAUCGCCGGUUUCAUGGUGGAACCUAUUCAGGGCUCGGCGGGCGUCAUCGUGCCACCCUCCGGUUACCUGAAGGAAAUUGAGCAGCUGUGUAGGAAGCACAACGUUCUUUUCAUUGCUGAUGAGGUACAGUGCGGCCUUGGAAGGUCCGGUGCGAACCUGGCACAUCACAGAUACGGUGUCCGUCCUGAUCUGGUAGUCGUGGCGAAAGCUUUGGCAGGAGGCAUGUAUCCACUUUCAGGAGUGAUAGGGGAUAAGCGCAUUAUGGACCUGCUGGACCCUUAUGAGAUUGGAUCAACCAUGGCAGCAACCCCAAUAGCAUGUUCAUCGGCGUUGGCGGCUCUCGAUGUGCUCGUCGAUGAAGACCUGGCCGGAAAAGCGAACCGCAUGGGGGAGCUGCUCAUAUCGACAUUGAAAACAGCGAACCCACCACACGUGGCCGGGUAUAUGGGUGCUGGCUUAUUUUGGGCUUUGAUCCUGGACAAAUCAACCAGAGUCACACCAAGGAGACUGGCAUCUUUGGCAGGACAGAGAGGUCUUCUCACCGGGGCGGCGGGACCAGACAGAAUUCGGAUAUGCCCCCCUCUCACGAUAUCGGUGGAAGAGAUGCUCAGAGGUGCGGAUAUCCUGAUUGGAGCGCUGAGAGACGUGGAAAGCGCUGGACCAUUGCCAGCAGAGUAG